AUGGUCCAGUCCUUGGUCAUCCUGGUCCAGUCCUGUGUCUCCUUUCUCCCCCCUAUCUCUCAUCCCUUCCUCACUCUGCCUCCCCUCUCCUCUCCCUCUAUUGUGGACUUCCUCUCCCCCUCUCCUCAGAUCCUCUCCCGUAAUGACAGUCCCUCCCUCUUCACACCGAGUCCCUCCCUCUUCACACCGAGUCCGUCCCUCUUCACACCGAGUCCCUCCCUCUUCACACCGAGUCCGUCCCUCUUCACACCGAGUCCCUCCCUCUUCACACCGAGUCCCUCCCUCUUCACACCGAGUCCCUCCCUCUUCACACCGAGCCCCCCUCUUCACACCGAGUCCCUCCCUCUUCACACCGAGUCCGUCCCUCUUCACACCGAGUCCCUCCCUCUUCACACCGAGUCCCUCCCUCUUCACACCGAGUAG
This is a messenger RNA of Knipowitschia caucasica, 423 nucleotides long. The record is from the annotation of a GenBank genome assembly. NCBI's taxonomy places the organism in Eukaryota, Metazoa, Chordata, Actinopteri, Gobiiformes, Gobiidae.